AUGGCGACGCUCACUCACCUUUUGGGCCUGGUGCACUCGGCUUCCGCAGGUCCUUUGGCCAACUGCCACCUGCUUGCCUUUCCUUCUGCCUCGGGUCCUGCCUGCCCUCCUGGAGCACUGCCGCACUGCUGCCAUUUGCUUUCUUCCUUCUCCCGCUGCAAAACGAAAGCGAAAAGCAGCGGGGUUGCUUCAGGAGGUUGCUUCGGGCAGGCAGAUGUCUGCAGCCAGGUUGGGAGGGAGGGCAGCGAGAAUGGCAGCGGCAGGCUAGGGAGCACCAAGCUAAAGGGCUACCCGCACUGGACUGCCUGGGUAAGCGCUACUGCCCAGGCCAAAGGGAAAGCACUGUGGGCUCUGCGGUGGCGCAGCAAGGCCUGGCCCUCUCCCUGCAUGGGGGGCUUCCACCCGUCUUGCUCUGCUUCUUCACCACUGAGAGUGGUGGCACAGCUGUCCUUCUUUCCCCAGGAGCACCGGACUCCAUGGGCCGAGUUCCUGGAGUGGCACUGGCAGUCAAAGAGAGCAUGCAGGUGGGAAUCCAGUGGGCUGUUUCAGAGCCCUAAGCCCCACGGAGCCGGCACGGGAGGCACAGCAUCCUCCUCCCCUGUUUGGAUCGCCCUGCAGGGGAGGGCUCUGCCUUUACAGAAACGGGGCGGGCAGUUUGUACGGAGGAUUGAUGUGCAAGGAAGGGCACCUCAGGACGGAGCUGCUGCUGGUCAGGAAGCCCUCCUCCCGCUGAGGCGUCCCCAGAGGGCAGAUCAGCGGAGCGCGACUCUCCCCAUGCCCGGCCCACCUGAGCCGGCGACUGGCAGCACCCCCCUCCCUUGCCGCAGCCGCGCCCCCGUCCCGAGGCAUCCCGGCCAGGAAAGGCGGUGGUGGAGGCGCCGCAUUGUGCCCGGCAGAGCCUCUUCUGACGCACCGCCCCCCGAAAGUCCCCGGCCAGCCAGCCAGCCAAGGCAAGCCAAGCAGCCCCGCCCGUCCCCGCCCCUCGCCCCCUCCCCGAGAACCGCAGCGAGCGCGCGCCAGGGAGGGAAAGGAGAGAGGGGAGUGGGGGGAGGGAGGAAGCGCGGGCACGCGAGCGAGCGAGCAGCCGGGCGGGGAAGCUGCGAGCGAGCGGAGGGCGCCCGGCGCGGGGGCGCGCGCGCGCGGGUCUGUGUCUGGCGGGCAGCGGGUGUGUGGCGGCGGCGGAGACGGCGGAGGAGGAGGAAGAGGAGGAAGAGAAGAGAGUCCGGGGAGGAGAGGGGACCCUGGAGGGACGGAGGGUCCUUGGGCUCCGCGGCAGCGGCAGCGGCAGCAGCAGCAGCAGCAGCAGCAACGGAUCAGGCUAUUAACACAUCGGAGAACAGAAUGUUAAUGCUUGAUGGAAUGCCUGCAGUCAGAGUCAAAACGGAGCCGCUGGAAUCAGAACAAGGGUCUCCCAACGUUCAUAACUACCCAGAUAUGGAAGCUGUGCCCCUCUUGCUGAACACAAUGAAGGCAGAGCCAGAAGAAGACGCCUUGUGUACGGAUCAUUUCCAGACGCAGACGGAGCCGGUGGACUUGUCCAUCAACAAAGCCCGAUCCUCCCCUCUUGCCACCUCGUCUUCACCAGUAUCCAUCACAGCCUCUGCUUUGUCGCCCUCUUCGACUUCAACGUCUUCUAGUCGGCCAGCUUCGUCCCCAACGGUAAUAACCUCAGUGGCAUCGGCAACAUCGGCCCCAUCAGUAUUAACUCCAGGCCCGCUUGUGGCAUCUGCCUCUGGUGUUGGAGGGCAACAAUUUUUGCACAUAAUCCACCCGGUUCCACCUUCGAGCCCCAUGAACCUACAGACCAACAAAAUGAGUCACGUCCACCGCAUCCCUGUGGUGGUGCAGUCGGUACCGGUCGUCUACACUGCAGUGAGAUCACCAGGGAAUGUCAACAACACUAUAGUAGUACCACUACUAGAGGACGGGAGAAGUCAUGUCAAAGCACAAAUGGACCCUCGUGGCCUGUCUCCCAGACAGAUUAAAAGCGACAGUGACGAUGAUGACCUACCCAAUGUGACUUUGGAUAGCGUGAAUGAGACUGGAUCCACAGCCCUCUCAAUAGCCAGAGCUGUUCAAGAUUCAAUUUCACCGUUUAGUAUUGAGAGCACAAGACGCCAGAGACGGUCUGAAUCGCCGGACUCUCGAAAGCGCCGCAUCCACAGGUGUGAUUUUGAAGGGUGCAAUAAGGUUUACACGAAAAGUUCCCACCUGAAGGCUCAUCGGAGGACCCACACAGGAGAGAAACCGUACAAGUGUACCUGGGAAGGUUGCACGUGGAAAUUUGCUCGCUCAGAUGAACUAACGAGGCACUAUCGCAAACACACAGGAGUGAAGCCGUUCAAGUGCGCGGACUGUGACCGAAGCUUUUCCCGCUCAGAUCACUUGGCAUUGCACCGCCGAAGGCACAUGUUGGUCUGAAAAAAAAAAGCUACCUUGUCUAUAUAUAUAUAUAUAUAAAUAUAUAUAUAUAUGAAUAUAUAUAUUCAUAUAUAUAUACCUAUGAAAUUUCAAGAGCUGGGUCUCUUUUAACUACAGUGCAUUCAGCAGGACUGAAUCCUGUUUUGAUGGUGUUAGCACAAAAGGGGCAUUCGGUGUUGUCCCCAUAUUCACAAAGAAGCAGGAACGAGAAUGCUACAAUCUUCCCUCCCACCUUAAGCAGGCUGUCCAGCACAGACCCAAGGCAUUCAUUACCUUUCGCUGAGGAUAAAAAAGCCGAAACGCAUCGAGAUUGGGCAUUAUUUUCUAACCCGCGUCGUUUUCAAAAGUAUUUAUGGCUUGUAUUUUAUUUUUAUUUUUAUUUUUUUUUCUCAACCAUCCCACUUUUUUCUCCCGAAGAAUUUCUGCAUAUUGCGAAGACUGGAUGUCAUAAACCGUAGAAAAGAACAAGUCCUUCGAGAGCUUUCUCUUCGUUUGCUGCUGCUGCUGCUUCUGUUUUUUAUUUGGUUGUUGUUGUUCUUGUUGUUGUUGUCAUGAUUCAUUCCCGCCCCCGCCCCCCGUUAAAACACUGCAGAAUGUCAUCCUGCCCAACAAUUUCCUAAGCCAGCUGAACAGACUGGAAAGAGGAGGAAUUUAAAAAAAAAAAUGAAGCUCCUUGAAGUGAAAAAAAAAAAAGAUUUCUCAGCACACUUAUGCAAUAAAGAUGGUGUACAUAUUUACCUCUUUCUUGUUAUGCUGGACUUUAGAGGCCAUUAAUUCUUUUAAAACUUCCUAAAGCUUUUUCUCUUCUGCUUUUGCUGGAAUUUAUAAAACAGGCAUCCGUAAUAUUUCAGUUAUGAAAUUCCCCAUUUUGUAUCCAUUUGCUUACUCUAUAAUAGAAAGAGUUCAUUAAAACCAGUCUUGGACACAUAAUAGAACCGAAAUUGGUCCCACCCUUUCUGAACCAAUGUAUCAGUCCUCAGCAUAUUUCCCUGAAAGUAAUAGAUGUUCAACUCUACUGAGUUGCUCAGUAGUUGAUUCACAACUGCAUAGGAGAAGUAAUGCCAUUGAUUAACCCUGUCCAUACAUUGGCAUGAUAAACCUUCUGUUCUAUAGGAGUGGAUCAGUGGUGGUUUGCUAUUGGUUCGCCCUGGUUCGGGCGAACUGCUAUCGGCAGCAGGAGACUCUUCCAACCUGUCCGGAUGCUUCUACGCACGCGCAGAAGCAUCGCGCGCACGAGCAAACCAGUAGCGAAGGGUUUUGAAACCCGCCCCUGGAGUGGAUCCUUGAUGGGAUGACUCCCUGUGACCAACUCGCUCUGGGACAACUUGUCACAGCCAACUCACCACGGGACACCGCGUUGUGGGACAAUUCAACAAUUCGAUGAUUUAAAACGAUUUUAAAAAUAUGUUAAUGUUUGUCCUUCACUUUUCCUCUUGUCCCUCCUUCAGUAUCCUUUCUUUAAUAAUUCUAUUCCACCAUAUCAAAGAAAUUAGUGUAACUCUUGUCCCACCGCGAGUUGGCGACAGCGAGUUGUCCUAGACAACUUGAUGGUUCACUCUCACAUGAUCAUCCAUUAAUCGAUGUUAUAAUUUGUAUAGGCUCUGUGUGUGUCUCUCUCUCUCUCUCUGUGUGUGAAUUCUCCCACUGAGUUGACCCCUGCGGUAGAAUUGUGCUUAGGAUUGUAACGUCUAAGUUUUGAAGUGAACAUCCUCUGCGACCCAAAGGGAAUUUAAUGCAUCAGAAUAAAGAAGAGCAUUGAGAAAGAAUUUCAAGAGCUCUCUCAAUGUACUUCCCAUUCCUAAAACGAAGGUCUGGCAAGAAUCAUUUUAAGCUAUCUCCAUGGAGUCACGAUACGGGGCCAGUGAGACUUAGUCAUCGUUAAUUUGGGUUGGGCUGGGUAGAGGCCAAGGUGGUUAGACAAACAACCUCGGUCAGGCAUUCCUGGAAUAGGUAGGGGGUGAUGGGGCCAAUGGUUCCUCAUGCAUAUCAGGGGAACCAUUUUUAGAGAUGGUAUAAACUGAUUCCAAAGGAUUUUAGAAGGAAUUGAAAAGAGUGGGCGUCCUUCUCCUGAAAUCUGCCUAAGAAAUGCCAACCACUGCACCUGUUUUGGUCAUCCAGGCUAGAAACGUCUGCUUCUUUGCUCUAGAUACAACAGAUGAGGCAGACUGACGUAAAUGAGUAAGCAUUUUGUGGGCCCCUUUGUCUAAGUAACUAAAUGUGAACCAACAGUUCUGGUUUUUCAGUCUUAAUUAGGAUGGUUGAGAAUCAAGUGGUAACCAUCUGUUCAUACAACUGGGCCUUUGGAAAUAGUGUAGAAGGAAUAGGUGGCCAACUCAUACAUAUACCCACCACAGCUCAAAUACAUACAUGCAUAUGUACAGCAUCAACCCAUAAUCCUUUCAUCUGAGCUGCUCAUACAGCCAUGUAGAUCAGGGCCCUCCAAUCUUGGCAACUUUAAAACUUGUGGACCUCAACUCCCAAAAUUUCCCAGCUGGUAUGGUCAGCUGCAGAAUUCUGGGAGUUGAAGCCCACAAGUCUUAAAAUUGCCAAAGUGGGAGAACCCUGAUGGGUUUACAAAUUAUCAGAGUCAGGGUGGAUAGUUUACGUUCUCUGUUCCCAUCUAGCUGGUUCUAAUUCCCUGUUGGUAGAACACAUAGUUGACUUGAGCUAGAAGAGUUUGCUAAUUAGGGCACUUGAGAGCAUGUUGAGGUUAGAAGAAAUUAAUGAUGCAUUAUAAAAUGCUAAAUGAACACUUGAACCUCAUUGUCAAAAACAAAAGGAAAUGUUAAAAGCAAUACAGGUAGUCCUUGGCUUACAAGGACCAUUUAGUGACCAUUUGAAGUUACAAUGACAUUGAAAAAAUGGACCUAUGACUGUUUUUUACCCUUACAACCAUUGUAGCAUCCCCAUGGUCACAUGAUCAAAACUCAGACGCUUGGCCACUGACUCAUAUAUAUGACGGUUGCAGUCCCUUUGGGGUCAUGUGAUCUGCUUCUGUGACCUUCUGACCAGAAAAGCCAAUGUGGGAAGCCAGAUUCACUUAACAACCAUGUUACUAACUGAAAUGAUUCUCUUAACAACUGUGACGAGGAAGGUUGUAAAACGGGGCAAAACUCACUUACCCAAUGUUUUACUUAGCAACAGAAAUGUUGGGCUCAUUUGUGGUCGUAAGUCCAGGACUACCUGUACUUCAUCUUUUAUGACAGUAUAUUUGUAGAUUUAUUUGAAAUCAUUCAUCCUCUUGAACAUCUAACAUAUGUAAGCUAUUCAGCCAGUCAGGGAUUCGUCAUUUAUCGAACACAGGAGUAGAAUCAAAGCAUCCUGUGCCAGUAGCGUUGAUCUUAAGACCCAGUUGUACACUUUUAAGAUAACUCUGUGUAGCCAGUAGUAACCAUUUCAGAAAUAGUCCAGUCAGACUCAGAGGUCUUGGGGACAUUUUUCUAUCCACACCAGUGGGCAGGUUUUAGAAGGAUUUGGGAGUUUUCAAAUUCUACUCAUUCGAUUGCUUAACUUCCUCUUAAGUUCAAGAGCUCUUCUACCUGGUUCAUUCCCAAGUCAACUCUUAUGACUUAGUAGGUUGACCGACUUUUCAUCAUAGGCCGAGCAAGAUCAAAUUAAGCUAGGAGUGAUGGCUAGGAGGGAAUUCCUAGAAGAGUGUUUUACUGUCUCCCAAAAAUCAGUAUCGUCUUGCCUUUGUAGAGCUGAGGUCUUUUGAGCUAAUAUCUAAGAACGAGAGAUGCGAUCCUGUUGCUGUGGGAAUUUGCUCACUAGGAACAUAGAUUUCUGUUCUCUUUUAUGGAUGCUCUGGUCCAUCAAACAUUCCUCUGUUUUUCCUUUCUUCUUUUUUCAGAGAAGAGAAAAAUAGGAAGGGAGUUCAACUGCUUAAUUUUUACUUAGAGAUAUUUCCUGAGCAUUGGUUCAAAUCUGCAUAGAUUAAUCUCGUCAGAUCACAUCUUGACCUAAUCAGUUUAUCUCAUAAUUAAUAGGAAAUGAUCUUUCGAGUCGUAUUGUUCCUUGAAAAAGAAACAGUUGCCCGAACUGUUUAGAGAAAAAAAAUAUGCAUAUCAAACAACAGAGUCACAAUUCCAUUGUCACCCUCUAAUUCAGUCAAAUAAUUAGCAGCUUUCCUAUUCUCCUUGGCUGCGCAAUUGACAAUUGCUAAAGAAAUUAGACCGGAAGGACUAAUUUUCUUUUACCACAGUUCUCUGCUUCUUUCUUCCUCAAGACUGAGUCAAUGACAAAGGAUGUAAAGACCAGUCUGUCGUCAGCUCAUGCUUGUCCAUAGAUCUUCCAAACUGGGGCCUAGUUUAGUUUUAGAGACCUGACAGGGAGUUAUCCUCAUCAUGGCCUACCUGAGCACAGGGAACCUUUGGAAACAGGGUGCCAGAAUGGUUGGUUGGUUCUCUAGGGAGUUGACCUUCGUAGGGCUGUCCGGUGCUUCAUAUUCAGCCUCCAAGGGGUGCUUCAAAGCGCACAGAAGUUACACCGUCUGCCUACCUUUAAAACACCUGGCAGGCAGGAGUAACAUUCACAACCUCCAACCUUUUCUGGAGAUGGAACCCAAAGCAUUGAACAGUUCUGAUACUCCUCUCAAUUUUUAGAAAUUUACAUGCCUGAUUCUGAGAGAGCCCUGUUGAGUGGGAACUAUUUUGACUAACCCAUAUUGUAAGGAUUCUUUCCGAUGCCUGUUUUUUCUUGUUCAGUUGCCGUUGUUCCGAUGUUCAUGGAUUUUCUUUCACUGCGGCUGCAACGUACUAUAGAAAGGUGGCCUUCGUGCAAACCGUUUAUUGUUAAUUUUAUUAGCCGAUCUAUCCUGAUGGUUCAAUAAAUUUCAGUAUUGGAACUUUUCCAUGAACAAAGACAGUGUUAUUCUGGAAGAACCGUUUCUCUUAGGCAGAUUAAUUAGCAGGCAAGCAAAUUGUCUUCACAAAGGAAAAUGUGGAGGUGUCUAAUUUCUCUCGUUAGCACUACUGUUAAAAGUAGCUCGCCACCAGAAUAAAAUUCCAUUAGGAAUGACGAUAUGAUGCAACCGCAUCUCUUUUCCAAGUUAUCUGUUUGUUAAAACAGAAGAGGGGAAUUCUCCCCUUUUUUUUUCCCCUGUCAUGCUACAGGUAGUUACAUUGCUUCAAAGGGAAUUAAAAACCCAUGUGUAAAAACCUCACGUAAAACUUUACAGAUCAGAUUGGAUUAUUUGGUUCCGAAUUUGCACAUUUUCAGAAAUUUUCCUCUGUAUGAAGAAUGCAUUCUCCUGUUCAGAAAUUACAGCAAUUAAACCCCACUGGGGCUUUUUUGUUUUGUUUUGUUUUUUAAAGGAGAAAUUUUUUAAAAAUAAAUUAUGAUGGAAUGAACCCCACAAAUUAAACUGGAUUCUCCAGGUUGUUUCACGGCAGAUGGAAGGACUGUUCGAGAUCUGUUCUCCUUCAGUCAUGUUGAACCAGAGAUAAUUCACCAUGCUUGUCCCUUGACUUUGGGGGAAAUUGCUGCAUUCCAGAGCAUCAUGUCACAUGGUCAAUAUCUCUGGUGCCAAAGGAAGAUUGAAUGUCCUGCUCUCUGUUAGGCAUACUGGAGAUUCAACUGAUACCGAAUGCACUUUAGGACAUUCCAUGAUUACUGGACAAAUGUUCACCACAGAGAUGCAAUUUCCCAAGCAAAGAGAAAGCAACUCACCCAAUUAUCUUCCAGUCAUAUCUGUGAGGUCCAGGCAAGAAAGAUCAGACUGAUGAAAGCAGGUUGAUCGCAUCAUAAUAUAACCCCGCCCCUUUCCUGCAUCAUCAGUCGCCUGCCCAAAACGGGAGGAGUCUGUGGACCGCUGAUGCUAAUGAAAGGCGCAAGAUCUUACCGGUGCCACUCUGAAGUUACAACCUAGGUUGGUCCCAACGCACAGCAAGGCAGUGUUGCAUUCUUCAGCUCAGAAAUAAGUACCUACUUAUUUCAAAAGUAUCGAGCCCUUUGCAAAUGGCCCAUCGCAAUUUCAGAGUUAAGAAGCAGUAUUCCCGCAUUGUCUAUACUUGAAUGAAAUCGUUGAAUGAAUCUGAUAUCAAAGGGCUGGUGAUAUAUUGAUAUUGAGAAGGGGGAAGACUCCUUGCAUAAAUGGAUCCAUGGUAUGGUGAUACAGAUAGUCCUCAACUUACAAUAGUUCAUUUAGCGACCAUUCAAAGUUACAAUGGUGCUGAAAAAAGGAAUUUACAGCCAUUUUUCCACACUUACGACUGUUGUAGCAUUCCCCAUGGUCAUGCGAUCAAAAUUCAGAUGCUUGGCCACUGAUUCAUAUUUAUGACUGUCUGGGGUCAUGUGAUCCCCUUUUGCGACCUCCAGACGAGCGAAAUCAAUGCGGAAGUUAGAUUCACUUAACAACCGUGUUACUCCCUUAACAAUUGCUGUAAUUCACUUAACCACUGUGGCCAGAAAGGUCAUAGAACGGGGGGAAAACUCCCUUAACAAACUGUCGCACUUAUCAGCAGAUAUUUUGGGUUCCAUUGUGGUCGUAAGUCAAGGACUACCUGUAUUUAUGUCAACGAGCAUCCCAGCAUCAGACUGAAGCAAUAUAUUGUAGAGAUCUAUGUUUAUAUAAGGGUGUGCUUGAUAAAGGUUUAAUGCUUGGAAGAAGACAAAUCAUGAAUCUUUUCUGGUUUUGUUGGGAACAGUUAUGCCAGCUAAUAUCUUUAUCCAUUUCGAUGUUUUCUGGAAGAGCUCUGAUCAUAUGCUCUGAUUUCUAAGCAUAAUGGAGAAUGGGUACCCUCAUCAAAAUCUCCAGUGUCCCUCAUGUGUGCACAUUGCUGAUUAUUUGCAUGUGUGUGAUCUGAAUUAAGUUUCAAUAUGGCUUCCCAACAGAAGUUGGAACUAGCUCUUCUAUAGGCAUAAUUUUCUCCGUUUUGGAAACCAGCUUGUAAUUCCUGUAUUAUGCCUUUGCCUGUGUUUUAUAGAUGAAGAUGUAUACAUUUAAGACUGCUAUAUUUUCACAAUUUCAUUAAAAUAUCUGUAACUGUGCAUAGUUUACUCAAUAGGUCAAGCCCGUUGAAACUUUUCCAUAUGUUGAUAUCAAAUUCACUGCAGUAAUCUAUUCAUUUUCUUUCUUUUUUUUUAGUAUGAACUUCAAAUAUAUGGAUACUGCAUCUUAUAAAAAUACAAAGGGGGAUGGGGGGAGGAAAACAAUCCAGAAAAUCGAAUGGAAAGUAUUUUACCAGACUUGUAAAAGUUACAAUAUUCUGUAAUAUAUAUGUUAUAGUGAAGAAAUAUUUUCAAGUGGACAGUUUUUCACAGGAUGUAAAUAAUGGAAAUGAAAAGUGUUUUGAAACAAAGUUUUUGGUUGUCAUCAGCAAGAAAAAUGCAGUGUAAAACCUUUAUGACACAAUGAACAUUUUAAAAAGGAAAAAAAAAAGCAGGAAAGAUUGUUCUAGUUUGUCAAAGCUCACUCCUUUUGUGUCGUGUGUCCCUACAACUUGGUUAUUUGAGAUCGAGUCAGUAAACGGUAGAAAGAAUCAGAUUUUUAAUUUCCAUAAGCUCACCGAAAAAAAAAAAACCCUUGUCAAAAUGUAAAGCUAAAUUCAAAGAAAUUCUGUUUCCCUGAAGUUAUUCCAAAACAACAAUGCUUUGAAACAUGGACCUAUUGAGACUGGAAAUAGGACAGAGCAGUGGCAGUAGUGGGGAUUCUAUGUUCAAACAAAUAAUGGAUAUACUGUGCACAUUUUCAAGUAUAACGUAGCCUCUUCGAUCCUUCAGGAGUACCUAAUUUUGACUUUUCUUUAACAUAAUAAAAUCUAAGCUUAACCUUCCAACCUUACCAGCAAAGAUCUCAUAGUGAGCAUGUCUAGUUUAAUGGAAAGAUAGACUAGGGGUGACAUGAUAGCAGCGUUCCAAUAUCUAAGGGACGUCCACAAAGAAGAGCGGGUCAACCUAUUCUCCAAACUACCUGAAGGCAGGACAAGAAGCAAUGGAUGGAAACUAAUCAAGGAGAGAAGCAACCUAGAACUAAGGAGAGAUUUCCUGACAGUUAGAACAAUUAAUCAGUAGAACAAUUUGCCACCAGAAGUUGUAGGUGCUCCAUCACUGGAGGCUUUCAAGAAGAGAUUUCAGACAGCUAUUUGUCUGAAAUAAUAUAGAGUUUCCUGCUUGAGCAGGGAGUCGGAUUAGAAGACCUCCAAGGUCCCUUCCAACUGUUAUUCUGUUGAUCUGUUAUUACCAGCUUUGGGAAAUUUAGAGUCCUGUCAUCAGUUGGGUGUGACACGCUUUCCUUCUCACUAGGUACAUGGACACGCAAACAUCUGGGAGGAGAGAGCUGUAGUUAGGCAGGUGAGAGAGGACUUAGGCCAGGUAGCAUCCACCUGAUGAAGGGAAUUCAGGUCCAUCCAAAGUAAUAGGCAGAGCUCUACCGGAAAUGCUCAGCUCCUGUAAACUUCAGCGGAUGAUCAAAGGAAAUAAAUGGAAAGGGAUGAUGAUGGAAGAAUGGAAGUCAUUUCGCAUCUGAUGCCUUCCGAUUAUAAACAGUAAAUAGCAGUGUUGUUCAUAUCUCUGUUCUUACAAGCAGGUUUCCUAGAAAGUACAAACUGAAGAUAAUUCAACAAAUUGUCAGAUGAAGAUAAUAGUCCUAUACUCCAGUUAAGUCCAUUGGAGGCUGGCCAGUCCACACAGUAGAUAUGUGAUCUUGCCCCAAACCAAGACCUUGUUUUUCAAACGUUGCUGGCUCUAGACUAGAGUAACUGGAAAGAGAGAGAGGUGAAUGGACCUCAGAGACAAAUUUGUUGCACAUUUGAAGACCCACAGGUUUUGAUCAGUUAAUUGGAAAGAUGGUUGUACUGAGGCUGUAUAAUUUUUAUUGUAGUAUAAGGUGGAUUUUUUAAAGGAUCGUUACUCUUCUGGGUUUUCUUCUGUACACGGAUCAGCAGGCUCUAUCUGCAAAAUUGACACGGGCAGAAGAAAGUCUUAGAUUUGAAAAGCAAAUGGAUUCUUAGCUAGUUCACAUCACAGAUGCUUUGUGACAUAGAGCGGGUACCCCCCAAGCUCCUAUAAAUAAAGAUUAAAAGCUUCAUUUGUAGGCUCAGAUCUUGAAUUGUUCUCCCUCAGAAAGACGGGGGAGGUAUGCUUUGAAAUUAUGUGCAGCUUGCAUCAGUGGUGGGAUUCAAAUAAUUUAACAAUCGGUACUCUGCCCUAAUGACCAGCUGGGUAGGCAUGGCUUGGUGGUCAUGUGACCAUGUGAGCAUGGCCAACUCAACGUCACGCAUGUUGAUGGGCGCUUUGCCUUAGCUGGUACAAUGUAACAAGGGUUAACCGGAGAGGCAGUUUCUGUAAGCUGGGCAAUAAAGAUUAGGCUAGAAACAGCACCAGAAUGUUUCCUUCCUGCCUUCCUUACAGGAUUAGCCCUGUAAAGUGGAAAAAAACAAAAUGAGAUUUCUUCCAACAACCAGUUCUCCGAACUGCUUAGAAAGUUAACAACCGGUUCUCCCGAAUAGGUGCGAACUGGCUGAAUCCCACCACUGGCUUGCAUACAGUCCUAUAGGCAAAAAUCCCAUAGAAAGACCCACUAUUUUAACUCAGCAAAUAAAUGCAUGGACUCCAUAAUAACAACAAUAACAAUAACAGUAUGACUACCGGUUAACAAAUUUCUUCGGGAACACUUAACAAUCUACAUAGGUGAAG
Messenger RNA from Ahaetulla prasina, 12054 nucleotides. It is a transcript of the gene KLF12, whose product is annotated as KLF transcription factor 12. The record is from RefSeq and is a predicted model, not a curated record. Gene Ontology annotation, molecular function: DNA-binding transcription factor activity, RNA polymerase II-specific; RNA polymerase II cis-regulatory region sequence-specific DNA binding. Bases 1 to 2421 code for a protein of 806 amino acids. NCBI's taxonomy places the organism in Eukaryota, Metazoa, Chordata, Lepidosauria, Squamata, Colubridae. Gene Ontology annotation, biological process: regulation of transcription by RNA polymerase II. The transcript has 8 exons.